AUGGGCCCGCCCGGCGGAUUCCUGAUGUCCGGGCUCCGCCACUCCGCUCUGGCAUUCGCCCUUCUCCAUUUCGCACUCGGUCAGGAGCAAGAAGGCAAUCCCCUUUGCUGGGAAUCAGCCAACUUUCAAGAUCGCGCCUUGAGCUUCGAAGAGUGCUGCGGAAGCGACGGGGCGGCUCAGGCGUGCUUCGAUGACAUGGAUGGCUGGUACAGCUUCGACUAUUGCUGCCUGCCGCCGGUUCCGGAGCAUGAAAACUGCCACUGGGAAGAGGUGGAGAGCAGGCUUGAGGAGGGCCUGCGAUUCCUCGAAAAUUUCCCAAUGGUUCUUCGAGAGGUGUGCUGUGUGCUACCUCACGGCAGCUGUUGGCCGUCGGAGACAGGCGACGUGCUGCCGAGGGGCUUUGCUGAGUGCUGCUUCCCAGGCUUGAGGCGGAUGCUCCUGGAUCCCGACGGUGCCGGGAGCUGGGCCAGGGAGGACUUGGAGGAGGAGUUCCAACCCUUGGAAGGGAGGACCUGGUCGAAGCGCCAGCUGGAUGCUUUCGCCGAGGACAUGGAUCGAGUCCGUGCCACGCGGCCAGGGAAGCUGGUGGACUUACCUUGUCGAGUUCGGAUAGGAGAUCAUGGGCGGGAGAUGAUCGGCUGCGACUGGCGCCAGUGCCAAUCCUCUCGGGACUCGGAAAACGACUGCUCUUACGUCAGGGCCGUGGAGAUUGCCCUUCGGAUACUGAACACGCACCUUCCCUUGCCAGACCUGGAUCUUUUCAUCAGCCCCACGGAAAACGAUUUUGGGGACUGGCCAGUGCCCAUCUUUACGCGCUGCCGUCCGCAGGAGCCGCGUGGGCUUUACAUUCUUCUGCCCUUCGAAUGGCAGUUGCACCCAUGGCAAAGUCGGAAAGCCACGGCCGGCUUCAAAAAAGCCAUGGCAAAGAUUCCCUGGGAGGAUCGAACUGCAAGGCUCUUUUGGAGAGGGACGAACUCCAACUGGGUGAACCGGCCCUGUUCCAUGAAGAGAGUCUCAGAUGGAUCCAUGCCCUGGAGUGCUUGUCUCGCUGGUUUGGACGAUGAGAUCUUGGGGCUCUGGGAUGACCGCUUCGAGCUGGUUUGGAACUUUUCGAAUUGGUUUGAUACUCCCCGUGGUGCUCUGGUUCUUCUCUCCCAGUACGUGGAGGGCAUCGACGCCAAGUGGACGGGCAUCUCGCAUGCUAUGGAGCCGACCUUGUGGGAAUACUUCGAAAAGAUGGACAUGACCUCGGAGCCUGUGAGUAGCAUGGAGCAGAUGAAGUACAAGUAUGGCAUGAACGUCGAAGGCACCGGAAACGGCGACCGAAUUUACUGGCAGCUACACACCGGUCAGGUCGUUUUCAACCAUGAAAGCUCUCAGGUGGCCUGGAUGCUCGUGGACCUGAGAAACCAAAGUCGCCGAGGCCUGCUGAAGCCGUUUCAGCACUACGUCCCCGUGCGCUAUGACCUCAAGGACUUGGUUGAGAAUCUGGACUGGCUGCAAAGGCAUGAUGAGGCAGCCGCCUCCAUAGCAGCUGGAGCCAGGCAAGCUGCGGAGAAGUACUUAAGCUAUGAUGCAGUGUUGUACUACCUGGACCGUGCUGUGCGGCGCUAUUCACGCCACCUGCUUCUGGACGAUGGCUGA
Molecule: messenger RNA, 1644 nt
Organism: Symbiodinium sp. CCMP2592
Lineage: Eukaryota; Dinophyceae; Suessiales; Symbiodiniaceae
Source: the annotation of a GenBank genome assembly